AAAGCAUGCCCUGUUGUCAUGGGAACUGUCUGCGGGAGCAUGAAGGCAGAGUCUGCGGGUCACUGGCAACAUUAGGUUUGUAUAUUAAUAUUCGCUUUAAUAUCUCGCCUUUUUUAUUGGAUAUGCGCUUUUUGGACAGUUUGUGUAAUCGCUGCCACAGAUGGCACACAGGGUUGACUCAGAAGUGCUUGGUAGUUAUUUUUGUGCAUGCGUAUGUGCUAAAUAUGUCGAUGCUUUUUGCGCAUGGGUAUGUCAGUCCAGUUUAAGAUGCCUGCUUGACCCAGUUUACAUCCUCCGACAGUAGCUGCACACACAGGAGUAGGUGCAGCAUGUCAGACUAUUUAUAGCAAAGCUGCUAUAAAUAGCAGACAUUUAAAAAAUAAAAUUAAACAAGAAAAAUAUCAAACAUUUAAAAACAAUACAAAACAUUUAAUUAGAUUAUUAAACCUUUAAAAAGACAAAACAUUCAUUAAAAAAUCAAGUUGCUAAAUGCUACUUGGGUCUACAGGUGAAAAAGUGGAAAUGUACAUAGACUUUUUUUUUUUUAAGAAAAACUACUUUUAAUGGAAUAAUGCUCAAACUAAAUUGAGUUAAGGGAAUUAAUAUUUCCUCUACAAUCAACUCAACUUUCUGAAAUGUUCAAAUGAGUCUAUCUAUCUAUCUAUCUAUCUAUCUAUCUAUCUAUCUAUCUAUCUAUCUAUCUAUCUAUCUAUCUAUCUAUCUAUCUUAAAUUUAACUAAUGCAGAUUUACGUUGAGAUUGUACAUAAUAUCACACUAAUAGAAAUACCAAUAUUAUGUCAGCCCAAGUUAGUGAAAAAAUGUUUAUCUCAAUUAGAUUUUUAAAAAUCUUGUAACCAUGCAUUCAAUUAAUUGUUGUGUAUAUAUAUUUGAAUUGCUUUUAGAGUGCAGUAAAUCUGUGUAAUUGUACACUUCAUAAUGUGUUGUAAAAUCAGUGUAGUUUAACAUAUUUCUAUCUGCUUUCUCCUCAACAAUGUGCGCUGAUCAGCUGAAGAGAGAAUUGUCAAAAAAAAAAACAUUAGCAACACAUCAGCAUGUUGCAAUCCACACUUGCUCCAGUGGAGGGGAGGUUACGUCGCCGUGUGCCAAGCCUGCCAGCUAUCAAGCCAGACAGGCUGAAAACCGCUAAAGCACUGGUGGAAAAAGCAGUGAAGUUGAGGAAAGUGUUUUCAGUGCAGGGACCCUAUCCUGUGAUCCGCGCUGCCUUAUGGGCCAGAGGGUGGGUGGAACGUCGGUUUCCUCAUCCGGUCCAGAGAGCCUCUCAUUGCCAUGGUGAUGACGAAGAAGAUGGUGAUGAUGGGGAUGGAGGUGCUGAUCUUAGUGACAGAGUGGGUGAAGGCGGGAAAGAGGAGAACCUUAAUGACAUGUAUGACCUCAUGUCUCGCAUGGUUCGAAACGAAACAGCGUAUUUCUACUGGACAACUCGGCGGGACUACAUAGACUGCCGCUCGUUACGAAAUGACCAAAUGACCAACCACUAUGCAAAUGCUGCUACAUUCACCACUAAGGUAGGGCUUUGUGUAAAUCUGCGUAACCUCCAGUGGUUUGAUACAGCAGAUCCUGACACCUUCUUCCCAAGAUGCUACAGGCUUGGGGCAGAGGAUGAAAAGCAUGCAUUCAUAGAGGAUUUCAGAAGGACAGCAUGUACCAGCCUGCUGCAGUAUGUGGUAGAGACAAGUACAUGGAGAAGAGACAAACCAAAGAGCGAAGAACAAAAUGUCAAGAACAGUGUCUCUAAAAAGCCGAAUGUGGAACAUCGUUUUGUUGGUCCAGAUAUUAUUGACACAGCUCUGCAUGUGUGUCAAGAGUUUCUCAGUGCUUUAAAGCACAGCGACAUUGACGUGACUGCAGAAACACCCCCCUUGGGAGAGGAACAGCAGUGGGUGCAGUUUCUGCAAGACUACUACAUGGUUGUGCAUAAAGGUGCACUGAUCAGAGGCAGCAGUGUGUUUGUGGAGCGCUGUCAGGACAUGUUAGCCAGACUGCAAGAGGCUUGCCCUCAGCUGGACACAGAUGGACUAAAUAACAUCUGGAUCAUUAAACCAGGUGCCAAGUCAAGAGGAAGAGGCAUCAUGUGUAUGAAUCGUCUGGAGGACAUUCUGGCACUUGCGGACACUGACAGAGCACUGAUGAACGAGAGUAAGUGGGUGGUUCAGAAAUACUUGGAACGUCCAAUGCUGGUCCAUGGAACCAAGUUUGACCUCCGUCAGUGGUUCCUUGUUACUGACUGGAACCCUCUGACUGUGUGGUUCUACAAAGAGUGCUACCUGCGGUUUUCCACUCAGCCCUACUCAACCAAAACUCUCGACAGCUCAGUCCACCUAUGCAACAACUCCAUCCAGAAGCACUUUCAGCCAUCUCAUGACCGCCAUCCAGGAGUGCCUGAGGACAACAUGUGGUCCUGCUCUCAGUUUUGCUCUUACCUGCAGCAACAGGACCGUGGAGCAGAGUGGGAGUCAGUGGUGGUCCCAGGCAUGCAGCAAGCAGUAGUCCAUGCUCUACAGACAGCUCAGGACCUGGUCGAGCCCCGCAAGACAAGCUUUGAGCUGUAUGGAGCUGACUUUAUGUUGGGCAGAGAUCUGAGGCCUUGGCUUCUGGAGAUCAAUGCCAGUCCGACUAUGGCCUGCUCCUCCUCUGUGACCGCUCGGCUCUGCCCUGCUGUACAGCUGGACACACUGAGGGUUGUGUUGGACCGACGGGCUGAUCCAAGUGCUUACACUGGAGGCUUCCAGCUAAUCUACAAACAGGCUGCAGUUGAGGUUCCACAGUAUGUGGGAGUGAACCUGCUGGUGGAAGGAGCCUCCAUGAGGCGAUCCAGACCUUCACUUCAUAGACAGACUGUUACUUCUGACACACCUCUCACUGACCUGUUCCCCUCAAACCAGUCAUCUCCAGAGGAGGUUGAAGCAAAACAUAAACCUUUGGAUCAGAAGCCACACAUGGUCACUGCUUUUUGCCAUUCUGGCAAAGAGAACCAAGAGAAAAAGAGGCAGUUGGCAUCUACAUCUCCAAAGAAGGAGUGUGAGAUGAGAGUCAAAGCUCAGAACAACUCUCAUCUGCGCAGAUCUUGUCGCAGUCUGGCCUGUGAACAGUCUUUGGUAGUUCACACUGAACCUCAGAGGAAAGCGAGACAGUUGGAUUUGAGUCUCUGUGUCAAUGCAACAACCCUGGUGCCAAGGAGUCUUUCCUUUUCCCUCAGCCCUCCUCACAGCAAGUCUGAGGGCAAACCUCAUUUCAGUGCAGGUCAUGGAUCACACAUCUCCAGAUCUUUCCUUCCUCAGACAACUUUUGUGCCCCAACGCAGGACUUCUGCACGAGCCUUUCCUUCAUUCCAGGGUCCUCUUCCUAGCCUGGAAGUCCAUCAUUUACGACCAAACAUUGUGACCGGAACUAGUGUUUGCCAUGAUUCAGCCUUUUCAGCUCAUCCCAGCAUCCGCAAGCAUCAGUUAUUUCUCCACUCUCAAAGACAAAGCAAGGCCAGACAUAAAGGAGAGCACAUGGGGGGAUAUAAAUACUAGAGGCAUAAGGUGUUAAGAAGAUGGAAAGCAGCCAGAAAGGUUAAAGAAGCUUUGUCAACGCAAUUUACAUUUUAAUGAGUUGGAGCCUAAUAAAGAACUUAUCUUCUCCUAAUAA
Molecule: messenger RNA, 3652 nt
Organism: Acanthochromis polyacanthus (spiny chromis)
Lineage: Eukaryota; Metazoa; Chordata; Actinopteri; Pomacentridae
Gene: ttll3
Product: tubulin tyrosine ligase-like family, member 3
Exons: 12
Coding region: 1054-3537 (827 amino acids)
Biological process (GO): cilium movement; cilium assembly; protein polyglycylation
Cellular component (GO): cilium
Molecular function (GO): protein-glycine ligase activity, initiating
Source: RefSeq, a predicted model, not a curated record